UGGCACUGUAGAGAUGAAGUAGCUAAGAAGAACUUAGUGGCAAAAUACUCUCAAAAUAUUUUCAUUCAAAAACUCCAAAAAAUUCCUUAAUUCAAUGUCAUAGUCAUCGUACAUUGUCAUUUUAACAUAAUCUCCAUGGAAACUGAUCAACAAGGACUACCUGCAGAUGAAGAAGAGGAGGAAGAAGAAGCCAGUUGCAAGAAACAGAAGAUCUUUGUUGACAAGGUAAAGUCCACUAUUCCUUUUCAACCCACAAAUCACAAAGCACAUAGCUCAAAUUCGACUAACAGUAUAAGUGUUGCUGCUGAAAUAAGCAAAGAAAUUGAUGGUAAAAUGCCCUUUAUUAGGGAGAUACCAUUCCAUGAGAAAAGACCCUUAUUUGGAAAUGAGUGGCAAAAUAUGGGGAUUUAUCAUUCAGUGAGCAAAGACCCUUUUGGACAAAAAGAGGAAUUUUUGGGUACUGAGGAAUCCCAAGACUUUAGCUCUAACAUGCACAAAUUCCAAAGAAAGGAACCCUUAGUUUGCAUAGAAUCAUCUUUUAAAGAAACCUCAUGUUUAAUGUCUAAUGUCCAUGGUGGCACAGAAUCAUCUGAUGAAUGUAAUACUAGUACAAGCAAUCGUAAAACCAAGAUAAGCUUAAUUGGAGUAAGAAAGCAAAAGAAUGGGAGGUAUGGUGCUGUGAUUAGAGACACAAUUAGGCGUAAGCAAGUAUGGUUAGGCACUUUUGACACUAUUGAAGAGGCUUCACAAGCGUAUUUCUCCAAGAAGUUGGAGCUUGAGAAUGAGAAAUUAAACCAGCAGGGUAAGAAGGUUAAUAAAGCAAAUGAGAAUUGUGAUCAAACUCAGCCGCCUGAAUCACCUGUUGUAGUGGCAUCCUUGUCUGUGGCUAAUAUUGCUAGUGUGGGUAUAAGAAAUGAAAGACUCGAACUCAAAACAACAACGCAUAUCGUUGGGGUUCACAAGAGCAAUAAGUCAGAGAAAGAACCCGAAUUGUCUAAAGAAACUUCAUGUCUAAUGGCUAAUGUUCGUGGCACAGAAUCAUCUAAUGAGUGUAAUACUAGUACAAGCUGUAAUCCUAAAGUCAAGAUAAGCUUGCUUGGAAUCCGAAGGCAAAAGAACGGGAAGUAUGGUGCUGUGAUUAGAGACACAAUUAGGCAUAAGCAAGUAUGGUUGGGAACUUUUGACACUAUUGAAGAGGCUUCACAAGCUUAUUUCUCCAAAAAGUCAGAGCUUGAGAAUGAGAAAUUAAACCUGCAGGGUAAUAAGGAGUAUAGACCAAACAUGAAUCCUGAUCCAGUUCAGCAGCCUAAAUCACCUAUUGUGCCAUCCUUGUCUGUUGCUGAUGAUCAAACCGUGGAAACUGCUAGUGUGGAUAGCAGAAAUAAAAGAACUGAUUCUCACGAAGCAGUAGUGGAUAUCAUUGGGGUUCGCAAGAACAAGACGUCAGGGAAAGAACCUGAAUCUUCUACUGACCCCGCAUGUCUAAUGGCUAAUGUUGAUGGCACGGAAUCAUCUUAUGAGUGUAAUACUAGUACAACCUGCAAUCCUAAAGGCAAGAGAAGCUUACUUGGAAUCCGAAGGCAAAAGAACGGGAGGUAUGGUGCUGUGAUUACAGACCAAAUUAAGCAUAAAAAAGUAUGGUUGGGCACUUUUGGCACUGUUGAAGAAGCUUCACAAGCUUAUUUGUCCAAGAAGUCUGAGCUUAAGAAAUUAGGCCAGCAGGAGAAUAAACCAAAGAAGAAUUGUGAUCAAGUUCAGCAACCUGAAUCAUCACCUGUUGCAGCAUCCUUUUCUAAUAUGGCUAAUGAUCAAACCUUGGAUAUUGCUAGUGAAAGGGGAAGAGAUAAAAGAAUCGAUUCUCACAAAACAACAACGCAUAUUAUUGGGGCUAACAAGAGCAAGACAGCCGGGAAAUAUACGUCUGAGAUUACAAACCCCAUCACUAAAAAGAAAAUUUGGUUGGGGACUUUUGGCACUGCUGAAGAGGCUUCACGGGCUUAUCAUUCUAAGAAGCUCGAGUUUCAGAGAUUAGUCAAGGCGAAGCAGCAGCAAUGUACUGAUAAGAAAACUCAUUCUAAGCAAGAUGCAGGGGAAGAGAAAGUAAUCAAUGUCAAGCAAGGACAUGAAAAUGUAAAUUGUGAACCUUUUCUGCCCGAAUCACCUAUUGUGACAUCCUUGUCUGUGGCUAAUCAUGAUCAAACUUCAAAGUCUCCUAGAGUGAGUAGAAGAAAUAAGACAGUCGAUUCUCAGAAAACAACACAUAUUGUUGGGGUUUACAAGAGAAAGACAGGGAAAUAUUCGUCUGAGAUUAGAAACCCCAUCAAUAAGAAAAGAAUUUGGUUGGGGACUUUUGGCACUGCUGAAGAGGCUUCCCAGGCUUAUCAAUCUAAGAAGCUCGAGUUUCAAAAACUAGUCAAUGCAAAGCAGAAAUGUAGUAAUAAACAAACUCAUUCCAAGCAAGAUGCAGGGGAAGAGAAAUUAGUCACUGUCAAGCAAGGACAUGAAAAUGUAAAUUGUGAACUCAAAUCAGCCGGUGGACCAGAAAUUGAUGUUCCAAUCUCAAAUUCAUCUAAUGAAGGAACUGAUCAAAUGUUUGAUACUGCUGAAGAAGCUUUCCAUGCUUAUCAGUCUAAGAAAUUCGAUCUUCAGAGUUCAAAGGAGGUCGAACUGCAAAGCGAUGUGCCAACUGAUUCUAGUACAAGGGAGAAGCAAGAAGGUCAAGAGGAUGAUAACGAUUUAUGGAUGGGGGAAUGGGUGCAACUUCCAGGUAAUACGGCAGUCAAAUUUUCACUUAAACUGGGCUUACCAAUCAUCGAUAACUAUGGAUCUCUUUUAGGUGAAUUCAGCACUUUGGAUGAUCUCAGUAUUUGUAAAACUGAGGAUGGCAAUGAAACAUAACUGUGUUUUGCCUAGCUUAAAGUUUAGAAGUUUGUAAAUUGCAAGAAGAUUUUGGGUAAUUUGUAGUUUUAGGAUUCAGUAGAUAGUAAUAUUUAAGCUUCUUGCAAUUGUUGGUCUGCUACAUGGUAUAUGUGUGUAUUAGUAAAAGAGUAGCCCCUCUACCCUCCUUUCUAUGUUUGUUUCAA
This is a messenger RNA of Lycium ferocissimum, 3083 nucleotides long. RefSeq lists its product as uncharacterized. Gene Ontology annotation, biological process: regulation of DNA-templated transcription. The record is from RefSeq and is a predicted model, not a curated record. NCBI's taxonomy places the organism in Eukaryota, Viridiplantae, Streptophyta, Magnoliopsida, Solanales, Solanaceae. Bases 136 to 2898 code for a protein of 920 amino acids. Gene Ontology annotation, molecular function: DNA-binding transcription factor activity; DNA binding. The transcript has a single exon.